Misgurnus anguillicaudatus (oriental weatherfish) is the source of this 2144-nucleotide messenger RNA. Lineage: Eukaryota; Metazoa; Chordata; Actinopteri; Cypriniformes; Cobitidae. The record is from RefSeq and is a predicted model, not a curated record.
UAAGAAGAAGUGUUUGCGUAGCGGAUCCUCAGUGGUUUUAUCUCUUGUCUUAUCUCCGUGUAUUUUAGUGUUGAUGAUGAGAGAUGAGAUGGAUGUGAUUUGCUGUAAAUCAGAAGAAACUGAUGAGGGUUUACAGGAUGAUGAAUCUACUGAUCAAACCUCCACAGAGUCUCUGGAUUCUGUCUGUAACGCUGGAGAACAGCAGCAGAUCCUGCAGACCAAACUCAACAUGUGUUCAGUCAAACUCAUCGACUGCACGAACCUCAUGAUGAAGAUCAAAACUGAACCUACAGAAAUAAAAACUGAACCCACAGAAAUAAAAACUGAACCUACAGAAAUAAAAACUGAACCUACAGAAAUAAAAACUGAACCUACAGAAAUAAAAACUGAACCCAAUGAAUACAAUCAUCAUGAUUUCAUUCCUUCAGAUGAGAAGAGUGAACCAUGUUCGGCUGAAGAAAUAACGUCUUCAACAUCAAAAAAGCGACUGAUGGCACAAACUCUUUCUUGCAUCACCUGUGGAAAGACAUUCAGCUCACAGAGAAAUUUAGAGAGACAUGAGAGAAAACACACAAAACAGAAACUCUUCACCAGAUCUGAGAUCAGCUUUACUACCUUACAAGAGAAGAAACUUCAUUCAGAAGAGCACACAGACAAGAAGACGGUUUGUGUCUCUUCUUCUAGUCUGAACAUUCACAUGAGGACACACAGUGGUGAAAAAACUUUCAACUGCAGCGAGUGUGGCUAUUACUUCAGCACCAAAGAAAGUCUUGUUGUUCAUAAGAGAAUUCACACAGGAGAAAAAACAUACAAGUGUCCUCACUGUGAGAAGACAUUCAGACAUAAAGGCUGUUUGAAGACACACAUGCGUUUACACACCAAAGAGAGACCGUAUCAGUGCAGUGAAUGUGGAAAAACAUUUGGCGAGUCAAGUUCAUUAAAAUCACACCAGAAUAUUCACUCUGAAGAGAAACUCUAUCAAUGUUCACACUGUGAUAAACGUUUCCGUCAUAAGUCUUAUCUGAUAGUCCAUGAGAGAAUUCACACUGGAGAGAAACCUUACGUCUGCUCUCAGUGUGGAAAGAGCUUCACUAAUCCAGCUCAAUUCAGAGUUCAUCAGAGAGUUCACACUGGAGAAAAUCCUCAUCACUGUAAUGUCUGUGGGAAGAGUUUUAAACAACAUGUGAAUUUAGUGACACACCAGAGAACUCAUACAGGUGAAAGACCUUACAAAUGCUCUCAGUGUGAGAAGACGUUUACUCAGUCAGGUUCCUUAAAAACCCACGAGAGAGUUCACACUGGAGAGAAACCUUACGUCUGCUCUUACUGUGGAAAGAGCUUCGCUAGGCCAUCUCAAGUCAUGGUUCAUCAGAGAGUUCACACUGGAGAGAAACCUUAUCACUGUAAUGUCUGUGGGAAGAGUUUUAGUCAACAUGACAAUUUAAUGACACACCAGAGAACUCAUACAGGUGAAAAACCUUACAAAUGCUCUCAGUGUGAGAAGACAUUUGCUCAGUCAGGUCACUUAAAAACCCACGAGAGAGUUCACACUGGAGAGAAACCUUACGUCUGCUCUCAGUGUGGAAAGAACUUCUCUGAUCCAUCUCAUUUCAGAGUUCAUCUGAGACUUCACACCAGAAAAGAAACCUUAUCACUGUAGUGUUUGUGGUAAGAGUUUUAAUCAAUAAUCAAACUUUCAAAUGCACUCAUACAGGUGAAAAACAUAAAAAAAUGAUCUCUGUGUGAGAAGACGUUGAGUCAGGUCAGUUUCCUUAAAAGCCCAUCAGAGAGUUCACACUGGAGAGAAACCUUACCUCUACAUCUGUGGAGAUAGAUUCGCUAAUGUAGGACCUUUUAAGACUCAUCAGAAGAAACAAACUGAAGAUCAAACUACUCUGAAAUCAUUGUAGCUUUAUGUUGAUUUAGAAUAAGUUCAGUGAACUUUCAUGUCGAUUGGAAGCCAAAAACAUUGUGUGUGAGACAGUGGAUGUGGUUGUGUGUUUUGGGGGGAAAAAAACAAAGGAUAUUGUCUUGAAGAUUUAAUUAAAUGUUCUAACUUUACAGCAGUUCUUGUAUAUUAUUGACUUCUAAGUAAGUCUAUAUCUUACAUAACUAUAUCAGUGGUGUAUAAAGAUCUUACAUAA